Molecule: messenger RNA, 2235 nt
Organism: Helianthus annuus (common sunflower)
Lineage: Eukaryota; Viridiplantae; Streptophyta; Magnoliopsida; Asterales; Asteraceae
Exons: 4
Coding region: 1-2235 (744 amino acids)
Source: RefSeq, a predicted model, not a curated record
AUGGCGUCGUCGAGAGAUAAUUUGAAGGUUUACAUUCGAGUUACUCAAAACAAAUCAGUCUCUGAAAACCCUAAAUCAUCAAAGAAGCUAAAAACAUCAACAGCUGAAGAGAACAUUGAUGAACAAGAAAAUAUUAGCCGAAAAUCAACAAUCAAACAACAAAGAACUAGAAAACGCAAAGAUAUUUCAGACAAUGUUAAAAAACAAGAGGAAAAACAACAACAGGAAAAACAAAAAAGGCGAAGAAAGAAAGUGGUGAUAGAAUCAUCAGAAGAAACAGUUUCUGAUUCAAUGGAUGAAAAAUCUAGUCGAGCAAUUGUUCUGCAUACUUCCAAUCAACAACAAGUAAAUUCAGUCAAUAAUCUAAAAGAUUAUAUUGAAGGUUUGUCAAAAGAGCAAAGGAAUGUUGUUAGAGAAAUAGGGUUUGAGAGCAUACUAAAAUUCAAGCUGCAUUCAGUUCCACGGAAAUUCGGUUAUUGGCUGGUAAAAAACUUUGAUGCUGAAAAUGAUGAGAUAAAUAUUGGAGAUGAAAAGAUUAAGAUCACAGCUGAAUUCAUCCAAAAGGUAUUUCAAAUACCAAAUGGAAAAACAGAGAUUGUGGAAAAACUGAGACCAAAAGACACUGAUCUUAUAAUUAAAUUCUGGCGCGGUCAAUUCCCCAAAGAUAUUUUGCAAAGAAUGUAUGCGCACAACUUGAUUACUUAUUUAAAAUCAAGAAAUGAGCUUGGAAGAUUGUUCAAACUGAAUUUCUUGGUUAUUUUUUUUACGAUCAUGGCGGAGGCAAUGCAGAGUAGUAAUGUUAAUCAAAGAUUCCUGCCAUCAAUGAAAAGUGACAAAAAAACCCAGGAUUUUAAUUGGUGUGAAUAUAUGCUGACCGUUUUAAAGCGUACAAGAAGACAAUGGCCUGGAAAUGAGAAGCUCUUCAAUGGACCUAUUGCAUUGUUAGCGAUACUAUAUGCAUACAAAAAACAAGGAUUUGAUGAUACUGAAAACACUGAAGAGUUCUCACUUGAUAAAAUUGAUUCUACAACAUUACAAGAAUUUGAAGAUGAAUUGGAAAUUGCUGCACAAAAUGACGGCAGAUGUCUUGUAAAUGAUAAAGUUAAAAAAGUCAGAAAGACUAAACAAAAAAAGAAAGAUGAAAAGAAUGAAUUUUAUGUUUAUCCAAGUGAAUCCGAGAAUGAAAACGAAGAAAUUUUUGAAGAUGAAUCUGAAGAAAAACAUGAAGACGAUGCUGAAGAACAACCAAUCUCCUUACUUAAAGCUGCAACAGACUGGAUUGAUCAAGAGAAUCAAGAGAAUGUUCAAAACAGCCAAAUUAUAACAAAUGAAACUGAGAAAACAAAUACAGAAAGUGGAGGAUCAUGGGGGCAAUUCUUCAUUAAACCAUCAGUAGGAAAUAAAGAUAAAAUGUGGGUAGACAGUCAAAGCCGACUGCGUAAUUUCAUACCAUCACAAAAUCAAAGUGAAGGUCUUUCUGACAUUCAUUCAACAAAAAGUGGCGAUGAAAAUAUGAAGAACAUUAAAGAUAAAAAAUCACAUGAAGAAUAUCUUGUGACUGCUUUGGAUCAACAUUUUAAAGGAAUUGAAGAAAUUUUCGAAAGCAUUCAAUCACGCAUAGAUGAGAUUGUGGAGGAAAAUCCAACGAGUGAAGCUCUUCAUAACAAAGUUAACGAAUGGGUGUCAUUGAUUGAAAAAUUCCACCAUCAAGCAAAAAAGCACCAGAAAGUUAAUAUUGAUUCAACUAUGAUUGAAACACCAUCAAGAUUUCUAAAUUUGAGCCAAAAUGAAGACACUGAAAAUCAAAUCAUUUCAACACCAUUGAUUGUAAAACGCAAUGAUGAUGAUACAAAACACAAUGAGGAUAGCUCACCUCUAGUUCAAUCAUCCAAUCCAGAAACAAUCAGUGAGAAUGAACCUGCAUCUGUUCUGCAAACACACAUUGAAAAACCUUCAAUGGUACAAUCAUCAUUUAGCGAAGAAACUCCAUCAUUAAUGUUGGAGAUUAUCAAAAAGACAGAUGAAGAAGAAAAAAAAUCAAAUCUAAAGAAAUUUAAUGAUGAUGAGGUACCAUCCUUUGAUUUGAAAAUUUCUCAGUUGCCUUCAAAUGUUGAUGAAAAUGAAGUUGAAGUUGAUGCUACUGGACACGGUGAACAAACCGAAAUUCAAGCGGAAUCUGAAAAAAAAAACAAUCGAACAAGAUGUUCAAAUUACUGGAAUACAAACAAUGUUUGA